AAUUUUUAAUAUAAUUCUGCUUUCUACAAAGUUAACAGCAACAGAUAUGGUUGAUAUGGAACACUUUGGUCAGGAAUUAUUUUACGCCUUAGCCUCUACAGAACCUCAACGUAAUCAAUUGAUAACACCUUUACCGUUAGCAACUGUUUUAAUUUUAUUACGUGCCAAUGCUGAAGUUGAUAGUGCUUAUGAGAUCGGUGACUAUUUAGGUUUAAUUGGCAAAGCUAAUGAAGUUAUUCAAGAAAAUUAUGAUAACCUAUUGAGAAAAAUGGAAAAAACUAAAUACUUUACAAUGUCAAAUAAUAUCUCAAUAGUGACAAGUCAAAUUGUAGUAGACACUGUGAAAUUAAGUAUACGCGAUACCAUCAAAGUCUGGAGAACUCAUCGGAUUUGUUAUAAAGCAGCCGAUUUAACCAAUAGUGGUCAUAAAACAGAUAUACUAUUAGAAACUAAAAUGCACUUUAAUAAUGUAUUCCGCUAUAGUCUUUCCUCAUCUACCAGGGGCUAUUUCCAUACACAUAAUGGCGAUAAGAUUGAAAAGGAAAUGUUGAAUCAUAUAGCAGAAGUACGUUAUGGCAAGGUACCUCAACUGAGUGCUACAGCUAUUGAAGUACCCUACAGUGAUGGCAAUACUUUCUUAUUAAUUUUUCUACCUCACAACCCCAUGGGUAUAAGAGAGUUAGAAAAGCAUUUAAAGGUAUUUCCUUUGGGUAGUAUGAAUUCAUAUUUAAGGCGGAAUCGUCUCAAACUUAUUUUGCCGAAAUUUAAGACCCAUGUCAAAAUGUCUGUAAGAGAUGGUUUGAUAGAGUUGGGAAUGGGUAGCAUGUUUAAACGCCUGUGUGAAACUACGUCUCAUAUUAGAGUUGGCGACAUUGUGUUUAGCUCUUCAUUUGGUAUUAAUGAACAAACAGCUGGAGCUGAAACUUUUAUAGAUGAUGACGAGGCAACACUUGCGAAAAUUCCCGAAAUUCGUGUUGAUCAUCCAUUUAUUUUUCUAGUAAAAUCGAUUAGAAAUGAUAUAUAUUUAAUGGGCAAAAUAGUGACUUAAGGUUUUAUGAAAAGAAUAUUAUUUA
Lucilia cuprina (Australian sheep blowfly) is the source of this 1073-nucleotide messenger RNA. Its product is annotated as serine protease inhibitor 42Dd-like. The transcript has 3 exons. The record is from RefSeq and is a predicted model, not a curated record. The coding region runs from base 47 to 1048 and encodes 333 amino acids. Lineage: Eukaryota; Metazoa; Arthropoda; Insecta; Diptera; Calliphoridae. Gene Ontology annotation, molecular function: serine-type endopeptidase inhibitor activity.